GGUUUAUAAUGUUGUGUAAUAAAUCUUAGCCAGUGUUCGUACAAACUCUUAACAUUGUCUUGAAAGAGUGUAAGUUUGGAUUUGCAGUUGUUUAUAAAAAUGUUUGUAGAAGGCGGAACUAAGCAUACUUAAUGUAGUUUCCAUACGGAGGUUUUUAUCAGUGGGAGUUUUUCGCUCAUGUUGAUUAUAUUGGCAUGAAUGUGUGUGUAUGUGUCUAAGUUGGUAUUUGGUUAGUUAUAUUAUAAUAUUAUAAUAAUGGAUGCGGCGGAAGCACAGCUAAGUGUAAAAGUAAAGACACCGCGACUCUGCCGUUAUCACAGACCAGACUGGUUUGUGUUGAAUAUCCGGGUGUAGUUCAAAAUAUAGACAAAACGCUGGAAACCAUUGGAGGGGAACAGGGAAUGUCUAAGACGUAUGGAGACUCAUCCAAACGAUUGGAGCUGCGUUACCGUCCCAAAGAUCCUUACUGCCACCCUGUGUGUGGGAAUCGCUAUUCUUCCACCAACCUGCUGAUCAAAGUGCGGCGCAGAACAAACAGACGCAGCGGAGAAUCUCAGAUCUUCAUGGAGAUCCUGGGUCUCAUAGACACCACGUAUAAAUUUCAAGGAAUGGCAGAUUUUCAGUACCUGGCCAUGCACAGAGAGGCUGAUGGAUCUCAGGUGUCUUUGUAUGACAAGGUCAUUUUGAGCAAACCUGAAAAGAAGGAGUUCUUCGACCGAUCGGUGCCACUUUUUCUUCCACCUCCCAUCUUCUCUCGUUUGGACAACCCCAUGGAGUACUACUACCGGCCGGAUGUUGUACACAGAGAAGGAAACACCCUGCAUUUGCUCUCCAAAGAGAACCUGAUCGGACCGAACCGAGCCCGGAGAGCCCACAAUGCCAUUUUUGUGAAUUUUGAAGAUAAGACUGUACCUACUGAGCCACUAGAGGCUGCUAAGACCAACUGGCAGAAAACUGCUAUGCACCAUAGCGACCUCAAGGCAGAAGAGGAAAUGAGGGAGCUGUUUGAGAGACGGCCCAUAUGGUCCCGCAAUGCCGUCAAAGCCAACAUCAACAUUCACCCAGAGAAACUGAAGCUCCUGCUCCCAUUCCUGGCCUAUUACAUGUUGACUGGGCCGUGGAGAAGCCUGUGGGUGAGAUUUGGUUAUGAUCCCCGGAAAGACCCAAAAGCCAAAAUCUACCAAGUUUUGGACUUCAGAAUCCGCUGUGGAGUGAGACAUGGACAUAAUUUCAAUGAUAUACCAGUAAAGGCUAAAAGAAGUGCCUACCAGUACACUCUUCCAACCGCAGUCAACAAGGCCGCCCCUCAGGCAGCUAGUGUGAAGGACAUCACCCAGGACAGCUUCUCGAGCAACUCAUCCUUUUCAUCAAAAUACAUUCUCAAGGAUUCAGUUUACAUAUUUCGAGAGGGAAUGCUACCACCUUACCGACAGAUGUUUUACCAGCUGUGUGAUCUGGAUGUAGAGAAAAUUAAAAGCAUCAUCCAUAAAAAUGACGGGAAGGAGGAAGUGUGUGACGAGCGUGACGGCUGGUGUUUGCCUCGGACUGCGGACGAUCUCAGAAACAUCAUCUCCUCUAUGAUCACGCAGGUGGCGCGGGCCGAAAGACCGUCUUUAUCUUCCCCGAAGUUGAGACCUGUCCGGGCCGGUCGUAAAAUGGAAGAAAGCGGCGAGGAUGAGGACGAAGACGACGACGAGGAUUAUGACGAAGAUUACAAGCGUGAUGGGAGUGAAAAUGAAAUGGAGACAGAAAUGCUGGAUUAUAUGUAACCUAGAAUUGUGGACCGAAUAAAAGUGCCCAGUUGCCUGUUUAACAUGGAAAAAAAUUGAUUUGUAAAUAAAUAAAUGCAUUUUGUACAAUA
This is a messenger RNA of Silurus meridionalis, 1861 nucleotides long. It is a transcript of the gene gtf3c5, whose product is annotated as general transcription factor IIIC, polypeptide 5. The record is from RefSeq and is a predicted model, not a curated record. Lineage: Eukaryota; Metazoa; Chordata; Actinopteri; Siluriformes; Siluridae. Gene Ontology annotation, cellular component: transcription factor TFIIIC complex. The coding region runs from base 402 to 1769 and encodes 455 amino acids. The transcript has 11 exons. Gene Ontology annotation, biological process: transcription initiation at RNA polymerase III promoter.